This is a messenger RNA of Solanum tuberosum (potato), 573 nucleotides long. RefSeq names its product CBL-interacting serine/threonine-protein kinase 20-like. Gene Ontology annotation, molecular function: protein serine/threonine kinase activity; ATP binding. Gene Ontology annotation, biological process: protein phosphorylation; signal transduction. The coding region runs from base 1 to 573 and encodes 190 amino acids. The record is from RefSeq and is a predicted model, not a curated record. Lineage: Eukaryota; Viridiplantae; Streptophyta; Magnoliopsida; Solanales; Solanaceae. The transcript is spliced from 2 exons.
AUGAAGAGCGCGAAAACAGAGAAAAAAGGGACAAUUUUGAUGCAUAAAUAUGAGAUUGGUAAAUUGUUAGGCCAAGGUACAUUUGCCAAAGUUUAUCAUGCAAGGAACCUAAAAACAGGACAAUAUGUAGCUGUUAAGGUAAUUGACAAAGAAAAAGUCCUGAAAGUUGGCCUAAUUGACCAAAUCAAACGUGAAAUUAGAGGUGGUGAAUUAUUCAAUAAGGUUGCUAAAGGGAGGCUUAGGGAAUCAGCAGCGGGAAAGUACUUUCAACAAUUAAUCGCGUCAACAUAUGUCGCGCCAGAGCUGGUUAUCUUCCAUUCCAUGACACAAAAAGACGGGACGGUGAAAAUGCAAGGAAGCAAAGAAGGGAGAAAAGGGCAAUUAGCAAUUGAUGCAGAGAUAUUUGAGAUUACUCCAGCUUUCCAUGUUGCACAAGUGACAAAAAAAUCAGGAGACACUGCAGAAUACAGGAACUUUUGUGAUCAAGGAUUAAAGCCUUCAUUAAAAGAUAUAGUUUGGACAUGGCAGGGCAAUGAGCAACAACAAGCGGAAAAUCAAGAAAUCAAGACUUAA